Tripterygium wilfordii is the source of this 1288-nucleotide messenger RNA. RefSeq names its product expansin-A4. Bases 122 to 892 code for a protein of 256 amino acids. Gene Ontology annotation, cellular component: extracellular region. Lineage: Eukaryota; Viridiplantae; Streptophyta; Magnoliopsida; Celastrales; Celastraceae. The record is from RefSeq and is a predicted model, not a curated record. Gene Ontology annotation, biological process: plant-type cell wall organization. The transcript has 3 exons.
CCCUCACCUCCUCUUUAAGAACUCUACCUCCCCUUCCCUCUAAACCCACUCAUUCACAUUACUCCCCUCGUUCUCUCUCUGACCAGUUAUAGGCGUAUACUUGCAGCUUCAAGAAAGAAAAAUGGCUGUACUUCUGUACAUUGCAGCUCUGAUUUCCCUAAUGUGGACUGCAGAAGCCAGAAUCCCAGGAGUUUAUUCCGGUGGUGAAUGGCAGAAUGCUCAUGCUACUUUCUAUGGAGGCGCAGAUGCCUCUGGCACAAUGGGUGGAGCAUGUGGUUAUGGAAACCUUUACAGCCAAGGAUACGGCGUCAACACGGCCGCAUUGAGCACAGCUCUGUUCAACAACGGUCUGAGCUGCGGUGCCUGCUUUGAGAUCAAGUGCGCAAGCGAUCCAAGGUGGUGCCACUCUGGAAGCCCAUCCAUCUUAGUCACUGCCACUAACUUCUGCCCACCCAACUACGCUCUUCCGAACGACAAUGGUGGCUGGUGCAACCCUCCUCGCCCCCACUUUGACCUCGCCAUGCCCAUGUUCCUCAAAAUCGCCGAGUACCGAGCCGGGAUUGUCCCCGUCGCCUACCGUAGAGUACCUUGCCGGAAGAGAGGGGGAAUCAGGUUCACAAUCAACGGGUUCCGCUACUUCAACUUGGUUCUGGUCACCAACGCCGCGGGUGCAGGUGAUAUCGUGAAGGUUAGCGUUAAAGGGACGAGAACUGGGUGGAUGAGCAUGAGCCGCAACUGGGGUCAGAACUGGCAGUCAAACGCUGUUCUGGUUGGUCAAUCACUGUCCUUCAGGGUCACAGGCAGUGACAGGCGCACUUCCACCUCUUGGAACAUAGCUCCUGCUCAUUGGCAGUUCGGUCAAACCUUCACCGGGAAGAAUUUCAGGGUUUAAUUUUAUGACAAAUCAAUGGAUUGAAGCUUCCUAGCCCUAUCUAUUUACAAAUUUAUCCUUUUGGCGCUAUUUAUUUUGGGUUCCCAAUGAUGUUUUUGACUUUUGGGGGUUGUUAAGAUGAACUUUGGUAGGCAAAGAAGUUUUUAAUGUUUUUUGGGUGGGGUUUUUGUUGUGUUUGAGUUGUGCAAGUGAAAAGUGAAAGAGGGGGAAUGGUAAUAGGGGGUAGGGGAGAGACUGAAGUGGCUGCACCCUAAACUUGUUGUAGCCCGCAGCCUCCAUAUCAUAUUUAGUCUUUAGUAUUGUAUGAUAGUGUGAUAAUAUUUGUUUGGGAAAUGUAUUUUAUAUACUAUAUAUAUUCAUAUGUAUUUAUUAAGUCCGCUACCUAUUGAAACUUGA